Messenger RNA from Wallemia ichthyophaga EXF-994, 1830 nucleotides. Its product is annotated as putative peptide transporter ptr2. Lineage: Eukaryota; Fungi; Basidiomycota; Wallemiomycetes; Wallemiales; Wallemiaceae. The transcript is spliced from 5 exons. The record is from RefSeq and is a predicted model, not a curated record. Gene Ontology annotation, cellular component: fungal-type vacuole; plasma membrane. Bases 1 to 1830 code for a protein of 609 amino acids. Gene Ontology annotation, molecular function: dipeptide transmembrane transporter activity; tripeptide transmembrane transporter activity. Gene Ontology annotation, biological process: transmembrane transport.
AUGAAUAGCAUUGAAGCCGAAGUAGUAGCGAGCGGAGCCGCUCUGGCCAACGAUCAUCGCGACACUGCUGCUAGCGGGGGCCAUUUGGCACCGCCACAUCAAGCUGGUAUACCCACCAUCGCGCCUUAUGGAGACGAGAAGAUGGAUAAAUUAGAUGAAAAAGGCAUGAUUAUCGAUCCGGAAAAUUACAACAUUCAAGACGUCGAUGUAGAAGGUACCUUCCCCACUGAAGAAGAACAAGCGGUUUUACCAAGAACUUCUGAAAGUGUGUCUUGGUAUGUCUUUCUCAUUGUCUUGGUAGAAUUUGCAGAGAGAUUUGCAUACUACGGAAUUACUGGUGUCUUCGCCAAUGAGAUCCAGAAUCCAAUGCCAACUGGAAGUACUGCCGGUAAUCUAGUUUCUGACAUGAGUGAGACACCUGGGGCGCUCGAUAUGGGCCAGCAAGCAUCUACAGGCUUAACAAAUUUCUUCUCCUUCUGGUGCUACCUCACGCCUAUAAUUGGUGGCAUAAUCGCCGACACAAAGCUAGGAAAAUAUUGGACUAUCGUGGUUUUUUCGUCUAUUUACUUGGUUGGUCUGAUUAUCCUAACUUGCACGAACAUUCCACCGGCACUAUCUGGCGAUAGGGAUGCCGGAUUGGGUGGACUUAUCACUGCAAUGAUUAUCAUUGGUCUGGGAACUGGUGGUAUCAAGAGCAAUAUUUCGAUCUGGCUCGCUGAGCAAAUCAAGACUGACACAAUGUAUGUACACACCAACAAGAAAGGCGAGAAGGAAAUAGUAGAUCCAAAUAUCACAGUUCAACGCAUAUUCUCGUGGUUUUACUUCACUAUCAAUUGUGGAUCUCUAGCAUCCCUCGCAACCACGUCAUCAGAGCGCAAGGUUGGUUUUUGGCUGGCAUACACCUUGCCAACGAUAGUUUUUUGCUUCAUACCAGUGCUGCUCACAUUUAUGUAUACUAGAUUGAAGCAUCUUCCACCCAGAGGCAGUGUUCUUAUUGAAACUGUCAAAGUCUGUAAAGCAGCUUGGAGCAAGAGGAGUUGGUCUGCAGCUAAACCUGACGCCUAUGAACAGCAAUACGGUUCAAAACCAACAUGGGAUGGCGCUUUCGUUGAUGAAGUUCAAAGAGGCCUCAGAGCUAGCCGAAUCUUUAUCUUCUAUCCGGUUUACUGGGUUUGCUAUAACAAUAACACUAACAAUUUGGUUUCAAUGGCUGGUAGCCUGAGAAGUGACGGUACUCCUAAUGACCUUAUUCAAAACAUUAAUCCGAUCUCCCUUAUUAUUUUCAUUCCCUUAUUGGAUCUCGGAGUGUAUCCGGCGCUCAGAAAGAUGGGAAUCAGUGUAAGACCGGUUGCUCGUAUUGCUCUGGGAUUCAUUACAGCUUCCCUUGCCAUGGUGUAUUGCGCUGUGUUCCAACACUUUAUUUAUUCGAAGCUGUCACCGUGUGGUGAAUACGCAACUCAAUGUGGCGAGCCAGCUGACAUGAAUGUAUGGAUGGUAGCACCAGCAUACGCUCUGAUAGGACUUUCAGAGUGCUUCGCAUCCAUCACCGGUCUAGAAUACGCGUUUCAAAAAGCUCCCGCUAAUUUGAAAUCCUUGAUUAUGGCCAUAUUCUUACUUCAAACUGCGUUCGGAAAUGCUAUUAAUCUUGCAGUACUGCCAGUAACUGAGGAUCCACACCUUGUUUGGCUUUACACAGGAUUCGCUUGUGCUGCGUUUGUUGCUGGUAUAGCAUUCUAUGCCACCUUCUGGAGCUGGGACAAGACUGAAGAAGCAGACAACGCUGUUGGCAGAGGUGGAAGAAUGGAGAAAGAGGAUACCAGAAAACCUUAA